This is a messenger RNA of Lampris incognitus (smalleye Pacific opah), 2367 nucleotides long. It is a transcript of the gene susd2, whose product is annotated as sushi domain containing 2. The transcript has 13 exons. The record is from RefSeq and is a predicted model, not a curated record. NCBI's taxonomy places the organism in Eukaryota, Metazoa, Chordata, Actinopteri, Lampriformes, Lampridae. The coding region runs from base 1 to 2367 and encodes 788 amino acids.
AUGGAAGGCCAAACAUGCAAGCAGAAGUGUGGCGUGGUGUUGGAGAAAUGCUCCUGCCACACAACCUGUGCAUAUCUGCUGGACUGCUGUGGGGACUAUAAACAGUUCUGUCUUCGAGUGUCCCCCUACUCCGGCUCGAUGCUCGGCGGAAGCACAUUCACCAUCCUCAAUCUCGUCUUUGCUCCUGGUGAGCGCGUCAUCUGCAGAUUCAAAGGUAGUAAAGAAAUCGAGGGCUUCGUUGAUCCUGAAGGACGUGCCCACUGUGUCUUGCCCUUACUGCACGAGACAGGGUUUAUACCGUUUGAGGUCUCUACCGAUGGAGUAAAGUUUGAUAGAUCUGGAGAGUACUUGUCAGUCCAUCCUAGUGAACUGGACCCUGCUUUAAAAGUCACUCUGGUGAACAAGACACAGUGGCAGCAUUACAGCACACCACACAGGGCGGGGCCACACAGGGUGUGGUCACACAGGGCAGGGCCACUGACGAUGACAUGGAACAGCUCCCUGAUCAGAUCAGACAGGGUGGACAUAGAACUGUGGGGUUACAGAGAGGUCAGCGGGAGGACGGCGUCAGAGGGGAACAACUCAGCCUCUUUACAGGCAGAGUGGAGCUAUCUCUACUCACUUGGUAGGGAUCUGCCCAACACCGGUGCCUUCAGCUUUAUCCCCAAACCAUCAGUGAAGCCCCACUCUAACUGGGAAGCAGGGAGUAUCCGCGUCAAAGCCAGUUCCAGCUCAGAAGGAGCUAGAGAUGUCCAAGGUCUCUGGAGUGAAGCCCACGCCUUAGCAUGGCACCUGGAGCAGGCCUUCAGGAACACCUUCACUGACUGGGCCGAGAACAAAUGCCUGGCCUGGGAUGACCUGGAAAAGACGCUGCCAAAGCUCCUGGAUGAGAUUGCUGACUGUCCUUGCACUUUGGCCCAGGCCCGUGCCGACACAGGCAGGUUUCAUACUGAUUCUGGCUGUGACACCCAGGGGGGCAGCAUGUGCACCUUCCACCCUGGCACCAUCCGCUGUGUGAGGUCAAUCCAAACCAGUCCUCGGCGGGGGUCGGGGCAGCAGUGCUGCUAUGACGGCACGGGGGCCCAGGUGCUGACACGGGAUUUGACUAGCGGCAGCACUCCAGAGCUCAAAACUGGGGUUCCCCUUCGUAUGGACAUCCCCCCGCGCAUCCCGGGACUUUCCCACCGGCUCACUGAUGUUAUGAGCUUCUACUACUGCUGUCUGUGGUCUGAUAACUGCCACGUCUACUUCAGGCACCGAUCCUCCAGCGGCUGUAAGACCUACCGGCCCCCCAGAGCCGGCGCUGUCCUCGGGGACCCACAUUUCAUAACGUUCGACGACCUGCACUACACCUUCAGCGGGGAGGGGGAGUACUACCUGGUGUCCUCGCCUGACAAAGAGCUGAGUGUUCAGGUCAGAACACAGCGGGGGAAACCUGAGAACGAUACCUUGGCCCAGGCGACACGGCUGUCAUCGGUGGCUAUGAAGCAGAAGGCCUCCGACGUCAUUGAGGUGCGUCUGCCAGACGAUAGGGACCAAUUGCAGGUGUUGAGAAACCAAAAGGUCCUUUCCUUCUCUGAGCAAAGGUGGAUGGACUUACAUGGUGUGUCCGUGUUCUCCGCCAGCCCUCAGAAUGUGACGAUAAUGUUUGCCUCUGGUGUCGGGGUGGAGGUGCGUCGGCGGGAGAGCGCCAUGGCGGUGACCGUUUUGCUGCCAACAGAGUUAAUCAACAAUACUAAGGGUCUCCUGGGCCAGAUGAACUCUGACCCAACCGAUGACCUGAUGACCAGUCAAGGAGAGGUCAUCAAUGUAGCUACCACCACUGCGGAGGAGAUCUUCACUUUUGGAACUAGCUGGAACAUUUCAAAGGAGACAUCCCUUUUCACGUACGACUCAAAGUAUCUUUUUGAUACUUACUACUAUCCUCCAAAGCAUGACACCACCUUCAUUCCCGCCUUUUCUCUCCCCGAGACACCCGAUGACCCCCUGGUAGCAGACAUGUUAAAGAUGUGUUACGGGAAUGGGGCGCAGUUCUGCAAAUACGACACGCUGACCUCUCGCAGCUUGGCCCAGGGAAAUGCCACGCUCAGGGCCUACCAGAGUCACGAGGCCCUAAUGCAAGACUUGGAGCAAGUGGUGUCCUGUGGAUGGCUGCCCACUCCCAGGAAUGGGAAAAAGAACGGGACGAGCUACCUCGAGGGAACAGUGCUUGACUUCUCCUGUAAUGAAGGUUUCAAAUUAUACGGUUCCUCUCAGCGCACCUGCCUGGAGGACGGGACAUGGACCGGGGUGCAGCCGCACUGUCUGAAAGUGCACAGCCUCUCCAUCACCAAGACUCCUGCCAGGUAUCGCCAUGGUCACACAUAG